This is a messenger RNA of Spea bombifrons (plains spadefoot toad), 1585 nucleotides long. It is a transcript of the gene CASTOR2, whose product is annotated as cytosolic arginine sensor for mTORC1 subunit 2. The coding region runs from base 334 to 1323 and encodes 329 amino acids. NCBI's taxonomy places the organism in Eukaryota, Metazoa, Chordata, Amphibia, Anura, Pelobatidae. Gene Ontology annotation, biological process: negative regulation of TORC1 signaling; cellular response to L-arginine. The record is from RefSeq and is a predicted model, not a curated record. The transcript is spliced from 9 exons. Gene Ontology annotation, cellular component: cytosol.
CCCAGCAUGCCUUGACCUAGUGCGCAUGUGCAGUGAGGCGCGGCUUGAGUGGCAAGUUGUUUGUUACUGUGUAGCACCAGCUGCCUUUUUUGCACUCUGGAGCCGCUGCUGUUCGAGUCUUCCUGAACUCAUUCAGCUUCCCUUGACUGCUUUUCUUUCAAAUCCCCCUCCUCUCUCUCUCUCUUUUUUUUUUCCUCCCCAUUUUCUGCUGCUUUCACACCCACCUUUUUACCCAUUGCAAAAAAAAAAAAGGGGGAAAAAAAGUCUGCAAUCAACAUAAAGAACAAAAACAUUAUUUUCCAUAGAUGAUCUACAAAUGAGAAGAAGAAAAAGAUGGAACUGCACAUUUUAGAACACAGGCUAAAAGUAGCAAGCAUAGCCAAGGAAAACAUCCAGUUGUUUACCUAUGGAUUAAUCAAACUUGCCUUCUUAUCGUCCAAAACCAGGUGCAAGUUUUUCAGUCUGACGGAAACACCAGAGGAUUAUACCAUCAUUGUCGAUGAAGAGGGGUUUUUGGAGCUUCCUUCCUCUGAACAUUUGAGUGUAGCUGAUGCAACAUGGCUGGCUCUCAAUGUGGUUUCAGGAGGCGGCAGCUCCUCGAGCUCCCAGCCUAUUGGAGUAACGAAAAUUGCCAAAUCAGUGAUUGCACCGUUGGCAGACCAGAACAUCUCAGUCUUUAUGCUGUCUACCUAUCAAACUGACUUUAUUUUGGUACGCGAGAGAGAUCUGCCUUUUGUGAUGCACACUCUAGCAGCAGAAUUUACAAUCCUUCAGGUGAUAAAUGGAGAGACUGUGGCAGCUGAUAACCUUGGAAUAACAAAUGGAUUUGUGAAACCUAAGCUUGUCCAGAGGCCUGUUAUUCAUCCACUUUCCAGCCCCAGCAAUAUGUUUUGUGUUACUAGCCUGGAUCCCUUUACCCUUCCAGCUGUGACUACACUCCUAAUGGAUGUUAUGUUUUACUCCAAUGGAGUAAAAGAUUCAGUAGUUGGCAAUGAAGAGUCUGGUCAUAUCCGCUUUUUCUCCUUCUCUCUCAUUGAGGGCUACAUCUCUUUGGUUAUGGAUGUUCAGACACAGAAGAGGUUCCCUAAUAACUUGCUGUUUACAAGUGCGUCUGGAGAGCUCUGGAAGAUGGUUCGCAUUGGUGGGCAGCCUCUUGGAUUUGAUGAAUGUGGGAUUGUUGCCCAGAUCUCAGAACCUUUAGCUGCUGCUGACAUACCAGCCUAUUACAUCAGCACCUUCAAGUUUGAUCAUGCACUGGUACCUGAGGAAAACAUCAAUGGUGUAAUUAAUGCCCUCCAAUUCAGCCAAGCAGAAAAGCAUUAGAAAUAUUUCCGUUUGGCUCUCUUUUCAUUAUCUUUGCAGUAUUUCACAAAAAUUUUAGUCUCCGGAGGUGCCAUGAAGAAUGAGAGAGAUUGAAAUGGAAUUGAGUGCAAAAAUGUUUUCGAGUUUAACUUUCUUUUAUUUACGAGCGGUUUCUCUUAUGUUUAGUUUCCAAAGUGAUCUGUAACCUUCUUGCUAACUUGGUAAAAAGAAAAAAAAAACAUAAAAGAAAAAGCUAAAAAAAAAAAAACAAACAAAACAAAAA